AUGGUGGAGAGAGAGAGAGAGAGAGAGAGAGAGAGAGAGAGAGAGAGAGAGAGAGAGAGAGAGAGAGAGAGAGAGGAGAGAGAGAGAGAGAGAGAGAGAGAGAGAGAGAGAGAGAGAGAGAGAGAGAGAGAGAGAGAGAGAGAGAGAGAGAGAGAGAGAGAGAGAGAGAGAGAGAGAGAGAGAGAGAGAGAGAGAGAGAGAGAGAGAGAGAGAGAGAGAGAGAGAGAGAGAGAGAGAGAGAGAGAGAGAGAGAGAGAGAGAGAGAGAGAGAGAGAGAGAGAGAGAGAGAGAGAGAGAGAGAGAGAGAGAGAGAGAGAGAGAGAGAGAGAGAGAGAGAGAGAGAGAGAGAGAGAGAGAGAGAGAGAGAGAGAGAGAGAGAGAGAGAGAGAGAGAGAGAGAGAGAGAGAGAGAGAGAGAGAGAGAGAGGAGAGAGAGAGAGAGAGAGAGAGAGAGAGAGAGAGAGAGAGAGAGAGAGAGAGAGAGAGAGAGAGAGAGAGAGAGAGAGAGAGAGAGAGAGAGAGAGAGAGAGAGAGAGAGAGAGAGAGAGAGAGAGAGAGAGAGAGAGAGAGAGAGAGAGAGAGAGAAGAGAGAGAGAGAGAGAGAGAGAGAGAGAGAGAGAGAGAGAGAGAGAGAGAGAGAGAGAGAGAGAGAGAGAGAGAGAGAGAGAGAGAGAGAGAGAGAGAGAGAGAGAGAGAGGAGAGAGAGAGAGAGAGAGAGAGAGAGAGAGAGAGAGAGAGAGAGAGAGAGAGAGAGAGAGAGAAGAGAGAGAGAGAGAGAGAGAAGAGAGAGAGAGAGAGAGAGAGAGAGAGAGAGAGUGGAAGAAGAGAGGAGAGAGAGAGAGAGAGAGAGAGAGAGAGAGAGAGAGAGAGAGAGAGAGAGGAGAGAGAGAGAGAGAGAGAGGAGAGAGAGAGAGAGAGAGAGAGAGAGAGAGAGAGAGAGAGAGAGAGAGAGAGAGAGAGAGAGAGAGAGAGAGAGAGAGAGAGAGAGAGAGAGAGAGAGAGAGAGAGAGAGAGAGAAGGGCUGGAGGGCAAGAGGGUCACUCAGAACGACCAGAACAACUAA
Closterium sp. NIES-65 is the source of this 1062-nucleotide messenger RNA. NCBI's taxonomy places the organism in Eukaryota, Viridiplantae, Streptophyta, Zygnematophyceae, Desmidiales, Closteriaceae. The record is from the annotation of a GenBank genome assembly.